Drosophila obscura is the source of this 4161-nucleotide messenger RNA. It is a transcript of the gene Xpc, whose product is annotated as DNA repair protein complementing XP-C cells homolog. The record is from RefSeq and is a predicted model, not a curated record. Bases 292 to 4041 code for a protein of 1249 amino acids. NCBI's taxonomy places the organism in Eukaryota, Metazoa, Arthropoda, Insecta, Diptera, Drosophilidae. Gene Ontology annotation, biological process: nucleotide-excision repair; mismatch repair. Gene Ontology annotation, molecular function: single-stranded DNA binding; damaged DNA binding. Gene Ontology annotation, cellular component: XPC complex; nucleus; nucleotide-excision repair factor 2 complex. The transcript is spliced from 6 exons.
CUCGUUCUCCCCUCUGCUUUUUGGCCUGUUUUUCUUACCAACCGCGUAAAAGUAAAUUUCACAACUUGUUUAAAUUGUCACUGAUAUGAAAAAUGAACGAAAGCAAGCGUAGUUUACUAUGAAUUAACUGCCUAAAAACCAAUAGAAUAUAAACGAACAUAGAAACAACGGUUUGGCGCUUAGAAAUCCCGACUUCAGGUUGUACUAGAACUGCGCAGUUAAAAUCAAUAACCAUAACUGUAAGGACUCCUAAAUGUGAAACGCCCAGGACAAACAGGAACAGUGCGAACAAUGUCCGACGAAGAAGAAGACUCGGUGUCCGAGGGCUUCUCUGCCAGCGAGGACGAGUGGAAGCCCAACAAAAAUGCUCGCGGAGGCGAAUCAUCGGACGACGACGAUAGCGACUUCGAUGAGAUGCAAGCCGCGGGGGCGGCUGGUGCUGCGGGUCCUAGCGGCCGAUCGUCUGCGGGCGCAUCAAAAAAGAGGGAUCAGAAACCGCCGAGCGGCAUAAAGGGAGCUUCAGUAAAGAAGCGCAAGCCAAGUGGCCAAUCUCUGCGCUCAAAGCUGUACAACAAGUACCGACCGCCGCCAAAAACUUUUCCCACAUCGCCCUCCCAGCAGAACUCGCCAUCAGCGUCGGGUUCAAAAAACGCAAGAACGCCCAAUGAAAGUGGUGCACAGGAUCGGCACUAUGCCGAUUCCAGCAGUGAAUCCAGUGUAGAGGACUAUUUGGUGAAUCCCGCUGACCUCGAUCUACGCUCGAGCUUCUUUUCGGCUCAGCCAUCGUCAAAGGACAAGUCGCCAGCGCCUCAAUUCGAUUGCAAUGCGGGUAUUAAAAUUCUCUCAGACUCUGGCUCCGAGGAUAACAAUGACAGCAGCGUCGAGGACAAAGCGACCAAUGCGUUUGACUUCCGCGGGCUCCUAGAGAAUGCCAACAGUCUGGAGCGCACCAGGGAUGCGCUGGCCAGACGCGCCGUCACAGCCGCAUCGCCCAAAAAUCGCGCUGCCACAAUGGAUGUCAAUGCACUGCUUGCAUUGGGCGAAAAUCCAAAUCAGAACUACGCCAAGGCGAUUGAAUCUGAUAAGGACGAGGUCAAGGAGGAGCGAGCAAGGCGACGAGCUUCUGCUGCUGCGGAAGCCCCGCUGCCUCCAAUGGACGGACCGCCUCGUCUAAGCAAGACCAAGUCGACGCGCAUAAAACGACACACAAAGACGCGGCCCGUGUCCACUGUGGUAGCUGCUGCUCAAGACACAGACGACUCCGAUUUUGAGGAAGUGGCAGACGCGGAACUUGGCAGCGACGAGGAUGGUGCCGCCACUCCGAACAUCUCUGGCGAUCUGGAAAUCCACGUCGGCCAGCAGGCCGGCCGCCUUACCAAGGAGCAGAAGACCCAGCACGAACUGGAAUUGGCGUUCAAGCGUCGCCUCAACCGCGACAUUAAGGAUCGAUAUCAGCUGCAGCACAAGGUCAGUCUGAUGGCCCAAAUGACUCGCAGCAUGAUAUACAAUCGUCUGCUGGGCGACUCCGAGCUAAUGGCAGGGGCGCUGAAGCUGCUGCCCAGCAAGAAUGCCUACCCCACGGAGCGGGGCACAGAGUUGAAGUAUCUGCAAUCCUUUGUCACAUGGUUCAAAACUGCCGUCAAACUUCUUCACCCCCACUUGUAUCCUGAGCAAACGGCGGAUACAAAGCAGGGCAUUAUCAAGGAGCUACUGACUCAAAUCAAGCGCAAGGAAGCUCGCUGCAAGCAGGAUAUGAUCUUCAUAUUUAUAGUACUUGCACGAGGAAUGGGCAUGCACUGCCGGCUGAUCGUGAAUCUGCAACCAAUGCCGCUGCGGCCCGCAGCCAGUGACCUAAUUCCGAUCAAGCUAAAAUUGGAUGAAAAGAAUAAGAGUCAGAGUCAAAAUCAGACGGUAGAUUCCGAUGAUAACAGCGACAACUCCGCUGACGAAACGGUGGAGCGCAAACCUGCAACCAGGGCCAAGCCUGCGACGGUGAUAAAUAGUGGCAAGCAAAAGCUGCGCCCCUUUACAGAACCCAAAGGGCCCAAUCCCAGCUCACGCAGUGUGAAAAGUGUCCAGAAGGAGGGCGAUGCAGCUAAGCCGCCCAAAAAAGAGGCUGAAGACAUCAAGCCAAGCAGUAGUUCCAGCGCAAAGUCAAGGAAAGUCAAGGAGGAAUGUGACCGUGAGCGAGUACAGAAGUCCAAGUUGGUCAAAAGCGAAAGCCCGUCUAAAAGUGGUCUUUGGGCGAGCCCAAAGUCCGAAGAAUGUGGCACCGAGGAAAAGCCAAGUACUUCGAAAGCAGCCAGGCCGCAGUUGUCGGCGCUAAAGCGUGGCGGCACGGUUACAGGAAUUUCAGGAGCGGACGAGAGCAAGAAAGUCAGGUUGGCUCCUCUAAAUGUUUUCUCCCCAGUAGCAGGACGUACACGUAACUCAGCUGAAAAGCCAAACCCUGCAGCUCUGCAAAAGAACAGAGCGGGGUCCCCGCAGAAGAUCGGAUCCCCAGUCAUUCCCAAGCUGGUCUUCUCGAAAGCCAAACUGCAGAAUGCCAAGCACAGUGAUGCGGAGAACGCAAAUCCCACAGGGAAGCAUCAGCCGCAGCAUCAGCAGCAGCUAAGUGCGCGUGAGACGCGCUCGCGUAGCAAGUCGCCAAAGGUCCACAUCUCACCCACUUUUUUAACGGGUAAGUCUGGCGCUGAAAGAGCAGAGAGCACAACGAGCCAAGCGCUUAGCAAGGGCCAAGAGGCUGAGGCCACAACAUCUGCUGGACGGCAGCUCCGGACUCGCCAGCAAAAGAUCGGAAAACGGGCCAUACCUCAGUUAGAUGGCACCGACGACCUGCCAGUGUCCAAGAAGCGACUGAAGCUGGAAAAGCUGCAUAGGUCGCAUGAUUCCGAGGAAGUAUUUGAGCCAGCCAAGCCAGUGAAGAAGGCGCCGAUCCUGCCCAAGGCAGUGGAAAAGUUGCGCAAGGACAGGCGAGUCUUGUCGACUGAUGAUGAGAGCGGCUCCAAAGGCAAGCACAGGCUUGACGCAUCGGACAUGUGGGUGGAGGUCUGGUCCGAGGUGGAGGAGCAGUGGAUCUGCAUUGACUUGUUCAAGGGAAAGCUGCACUGUGUAGACACAAUAAGGAAAAAUGCAUCUCCAGGCCUGGCCUACGUAUUUGCCUUCCAGGAUGAUCAGAGUCUGAAGGACGUAACCGCUCGCUACUGCGCCAAUUGGAGCUCCGUAGUUCGUAAAGCACGCGUUGAAAAGGCCUGGAUCGAUGAAACCAUCGCUCCGUAUCUGGGUCGUCGCACUAAAAGGGAUAUUUGUGAGGACGAGCAGCUGCGGCGCAUACAUUCGGAUAAGCCCCUUCCCAAGUCUAUAGCCGAAUUUAAAGAUCAUCCGCUGUAUGUUCUCGAACGGCACCUUCUCAAGUUCCAGGGCCUCUAUCCUGCAGAUGCACCGACUCUUGGUUUUAUCCGUGGGGAAGCUGUCUACUCAAGAGAUUGUGUGCAUCUUCUGCACUCCCGAGAUAUUUGGCUGAAGAGCGCCCGCGUCGUGAAGCUGGGUGAGCAGCCCUACAAGACUGUCAAGGCACGUCCUAAGUGGGAUAAGCUCACGCGCUCUGUUAUUAAAGACCAGCCCCUUGAGAUAUUUGGCUACUGGCAAACACAGGACUACGAACCUCCCACCGCUGAGAACGGCAUUGUGCCACGCAAUGCCUACGGCAAUGUGGAGCUAUUCAAAGCUUGCAUGCUUCCCAAGAAGACAGUGCACCUGAGGCUGCCGGGACUGCUGCGCGUUUGCAAGAAGCUGAGCAUUGAUUGUGCAAAUGCAGUGGUCGGCUUUGAUUUCCACCAGGGCGCUUGCCACCCCAUGUACGAUGGCUUCAUUGUCUGCGAAGAGUUCCGCGAAGUGGUCUGUGCGGCUUGGGAAGAAGAUCAGCAGGAGCAGGCGCGCAAAGAGCAGGAGAAGUACGAGACCCGAGUGUAUGGAAAUUGGAAGAAGCUCAUCAAGGGUCUGAUCAUUCGCGAGCGUCUCAAAAGGAAAUACAAUUUUUAAAUGUUUAAUUUUCUACGUGUUUUUGUGUCGAUUGAAAUUGAAUUCCUCCUUUGUCUCAGUUUUGCGAUUAAAAUUAUGUUUGAUUUAAAUAAAUUGUGCUAUUUAUUAGAUUACUUCUAA